AACCCCCAGCAAGUGGAAACCACAGCUCUGCAAAUGCCACGGCUGCCCAGGGCAACACAGAGAGAGCUUGGGUCUCAAGAACAUCCAUAGAUUUCACUCAAGACCCAAAAUGCCUCAUGGUGACAGGAAGAGGGGGUUGUAGAUGGCAGCCCCCCUGGCCCAGCCUCACUGAGUCAGAGGCUCUGGAAGAGCAAGCAGCAGCCCGUGCUUUCACAAGUGCUUAGUAAAUUUAUUUUUCUCAGCAGUUUUGGGAGAGACCGUGCCACAGGUGAAUCUCGUGCUUAUUUGCUGAACCACACACCAGAAGUACCUGCAGCCUUAACGAGUAUUUAACAACAACCUCAACAAGACUGUCUAAAACUGUCUCCCUAUGAGAUACUUCUAUUUGAAAGACUGAAACAACUCCCCAGAGCUGAUGUACCCACUCGUAGAAUUUCAUUAGCAGGAAAUAAAAAUGUGACCCGGUACAUUUUACAGGUUCAGAAAUCAUUAAAGCACCAUCGGGUCCGGGCACAGCUAAUACAGCCAGUACCCCUGGGAGAGGCUCUGCACCCCUUCAAUCCAGGGAAUUAACGUUUGGGUAAAAGGACUCAGAAGAAAGGAUACCUAUGUGCUUGGUGGGAGGGACCAUUUCUGUUAUUGCUGAAGCUUCUCAGCAACAAGGUGGAGGAGAGACAGACUCGAAUCCCUCACUGCCACCUAAAAGCGUCCCCCAGUCUGGAAGUGGAAGCAGGAGACCCUCCUGCCGCUAAGGGACCAUCCACCACCGCCCGGGCUGAUUCACCCGCCGCUGGGGCUUGCACAGCGCCAGCAGGUUGGCUGUGAAACCCCUGAUCCUGUUCCAUUCAACACCGGGGAAGUGGAAACUAACUUGGUACUUCGGAAUUGCCGUGCACUCCCAGCAGGGACAGCAAAUGGGAGACCCCGUGAGCGCUGCGGCUUCGGGAGGGGCCCGGGGCCUGGUGGUUCUAAGCUAAGGGCAGGAGCUCUGAAGGGCCCCAGAAGGCCCCAGCUCCUCCGGGGAGGAAAAGGCUGAGAAAACCAAAGAAAACCCCAUCCCUCCGUCUCCUUGGAUCGGGGAGAGGUUGGGGCAUCCCGCCGGAGACAGAGUUUUGCCUGGGUCCCCCUAAAGCUUGCCCAAGCGGCUCUCCUUCGGCUUGGGGGCCCUCUCAAAGCUGAGGGAGCAGGAGGCCAAGGGCUGGGUCUGGCCCAGGGACAGGAGGGGAGGUUGGGGUGUCCCCCAGGAGACAGGGCUCCCACUUGACCCCCCCCAACCACCCACGUUUGCUGGCAAUACCGAGCUGGGAGGUGCUGGUGACGCUCUGGAGGGACCGGAGGCCUUGCAGAGGGAGCUGGGUGGGUGAGAGCAUUGGGAGAUGACCUCUCACAGGUGGGCCAGCGAGAGCGGGUGGCCCACAGGUCUGUCCAAAGGGGCCUCCAGGCCGGCCCCUCCCCGGGCCGGUGGGCAGCAGCGGUGGCUGGCGUUGCCAUGGCAGGGAUAGAGCAGGAUGAGGGUGCGGUGACGCAGGGAUGUCACAAUGUGGCGAGGCGACGAUGCAACAAUGCGGGACUGCUCUAUAUAGGCACGGGCUGGGAGACCCAGAGGUGACCACAGCUGGGUGCCUCUGGAGCGAGAGGUGCAGACGCAGGGUCACAGCUCCCGGAGAGCUACUCAUUGGAAGGAGCCAUGGAGCACGGCCUCACUGCUGGUGGCCGAAAGGAACACGCGCUGCCGAGAGCACGAGGAGCAACGGCGGGAGUGCUGGGGCACAUAAGACAGCACUUGGAAGAAGGAGCUCCUGGGCUGAUGGAGCCUGAGCUGCUGCUGGACCUGCCACUUGGCGUGAAGAUCCCCGUGCCGCGCAGCUCCAGGCCGGUGUUCUGCAGGGCAAAGCUGGGGGAAAAGCUUCAACGGCCCUCGGGCUUUUAUGAUCUGGGAGACCCCUACAAUCGCCUGCUGAGGGUGGAGUACAACAGCCUCCACGACCCGUACCUGCAGGAAUACCACUGCCGCAGGGACAACUUCGAGAGGCUGAGGAAGCAUGGCCUCAUCACCAGCAAUGGCGGAGUGGUUUCCACUCUGAAAGAAUUCAACGAUUAUAGACAAUACCUGACGAGGCUCAAGCUGCAGGCUGAGCAGGUGUACAGGCAAGAAGAGGAGAAGCUUCAGCAACGGCUGGCCAGGCUGAAGGAAGCCCACAAACCGCUGGGAGCCUUCAGCACUUCUUGCCCGGCCGAGCGGCUGCUGCAGCCACGAAGACCCGCUUGCCCACCUCCACCCAAGAGCAGAAUGACGGCAAAAUGUGGCCGCUGCGGGAGGGUGAUGGCAGAUCUGGCCCUUUCUGGCCAAAGCUGCUCCCCAUCACAGCCGGGCCAGGAAGGUGCCGAGCUGCCCAGGAGGGUCAGUGCUGGUGGGGGAUCUAAGACAUCCUCAGCCAGCACUUUGACCCGAAGGACCACGGCACGUUCCGUACUGGAUUCAGUUGUGGAGGAGAUCCGUCGGCCUGGGGCUGCCCUGACCCCCAAACCACAAGGGGGAAAGAGGGCCACAAAUGCCCCCACACCACCGGAAGAGGAGGGGAGCUCUCCCACGCAGAACACCUUCCCCUCCACGGGCCCACAGUCCUCCCUCCGGCCCGUCCCUCCGGCGGGUCCCAAGCCCCCAGCCCAGACAGGAGCCCGGCGCAGAGUAGUGCGCAUCAAGCCUGUCGAAGGCAAGGCCCAGCAGCCCGCGGCGGACGUCAGGAAGGAAGCGGAAAAGCUUGUGGACGAUGUCCUGAGGAGGUGGGCAGCAAGCGACGUCUAGAGCCUGUGGGGAGCAAAG
Messenger RNA from Calidris pugnax (ruff), 2824 nucleotides. RefSeq lists its product as uncharacterized. Bases 1688 to 2806 code for a protein of 372 amino acids. The record is from RefSeq and is a predicted model, not a curated record. The transcript is spliced from 5 exons. NCBI's taxonomy places the organism in Eukaryota, Metazoa, Chordata, Aves, Charadriiformes, Scolopacidae.